Molecule: messenger RNA, 4056 nt
Organism: Solenopsis invicta (red fire ant)
Lineage: Eukaryota; Metazoa; Arthropoda; Insecta; Hymenoptera; Formicidae
Exons: 18
Coding region: 16-3540 (1174 amino acids)
Biological process (GO): long-chain fatty acid metabolic process; fatty-acyl-CoA biosynthetic process
Molecular function (GO): long-chain fatty acid-CoA ligase activity
Source: RefSeq, a predicted model, not a curated record
UGGAUAUUUAGCGACAUGAAUGCCAAUCAGAAUUUACUACCAUUUGAGAUAAGAGACGGAGAAUUAAUAGGCGAGGAGAAAUCGAAUCAUACGGUAUAUUUUAGCAUUGGACAAUUAAUUUCGGAUAAACUUACAGUUGAACCGGAUUUUAUCGGUCAGAUUGAUACGGCGACAAAUAGAAGAAUUACAUUUUUGGAAAUGAAAAGAAAAAGCAUCAUUUGUGCAUUAUGGAUGCGACAGAAUGGUGUUAAAUCUGGCGACAUAAUAACUGUGUGCAUGCGUAAUCAAUUAGACUUCUACGUACCGUAUUUGGCGGCAUUGUAUAUCGGCGCAAUUAUAAAUCCAUGGCCUAACCGACCAAAAUUAAUAAAAUCGACUGUGGAACACUUUCUGACGCGGGUUAAUCCAAAGAUAAUCUUUGCCGAUUAUGAUAAUAUUAAACAGAUUAAGAACGUUGUGAAAAGAAUGGAACUUCCUAUAAAUAUCCAGGUGUUUGAUACGGUGUUUUUAGACAAUGACCGCACACAAGUUUUGGACAUACUAUUUAAUUCAUUCAUCAUCGAUACUGACAGUCGAUUCUUCUGCGCGAAGCAUGUCAGAGAUACCGCAAUAAUACUUUUAUCUUGCGGUACUACCGGCUUUCUCAGAGACGUAGAGGUUCCUUAUACAAUUUUCUUAGAUUCGAAUCAGCACGUUCCCGUUAUGCGUUGGGGCGACGUCGGCUUGUGGUUCGAAUCCUUGUCUUGGAUUUUCAACUUGAUUUUGACUGUUCGUGCUAUAUUUAUGAAUGUAACAGUGAUCGUAUCCUCGGGAUUUAAAGACGAACACCACUUAUGCCAAAUAAUAAAGAACUAUAAGGUGACGUGGCUGUUUCUUGAAAAUAAUUCGGACUAUCAAUUGUCAAAAUUUGAAAUCUUUAAUCGUAAUUGUCAUGACAUGCCUUUUUUGAGAACAAUCAUCUUCAGCGGAACGAUGGUCAAACGCAAUGUUCAUACGAGCCUUCUCAAGCGUCUGCAAGGUGUUUCCAUUAUUCAAGUAUACUAUUUGCCUGAAACAGGUGUGAUUGCUUAUCAGCGAGAGAAAACAACCUUUCCGAUCGGAUCUAGCGGUUAUGUGAGUGAAAAUGCUCGUUUGCUGAUCGCCGAUUUCGUGACGAAGAAACCGUUGGGCCCGAAUACCCUUGGCGUGAUUUGGUGUCAGACUUCGACAAUGAUGAACCGUUAUUAUAAAGAUUCCAGAAGUACAAACAAUAUUAUUGACGACAAUGGAUGGUUCCACAGCGAAGAUGUUGGCUAUUAUGAUGAAGAAGGAAAUAUCUUUGUCAUCGAUCGAGUCAAGGAGCUUAUUAGAUAUAGAAGUCUUCACUAUAUCUCGCCAAGAGAAGUUGAACUUGAAAUACUAGAACAUCCGGCUGUGUCUAAGACCGUAGUAGUGCCAAAGCCGCAUGAUUUUGAUGAUUUUCGUGCCUUAGCAAUCGUAGAGUUGGCACCAGUAUCAAAGAGAAAAAUAUGUUUCAAGAAACAGGAGAUAACAGAUUAUAUUAUGAAUAACUUUGAGAGUCUGAAAAUUCACGAAGUAAAAUUCAAGGACCAAUUGCCAUGCUUGGCCGAUGGAACAGUCGAUCGUAUGGCAGUUUUUCGAAUGCUCAAUUUAUUUUUUGAACGGAAUAAAUUAGUACAUAUUAUAAUGUACCUUUCCUUCAAAACGUAUCCGGAUAAUAAUAUGAUUAGACUUACUGCAUCAAGCAGUAACGUUGAUCGACUACAUUCAGGAUCUCAUAUCUACAAUUUAGGAAAUCCAAUUAUUUUUGGCAAAAUGGUUGGAAACGAGAAGUAUUCUUCUAUCACAACGGCAUUAUGCCGUUGUCGGUGGAUCAGAACGUUAAAAUUCGUACGACGACACUGCGUACGCGAUGGAUCGCAAAGUGUUAAAAUAAAAAUCAAUAAUUUCACCGUGGAAAAUGGCGUUUACAUAGGACCACAGACGCAUCAAUCGGUUAAGUACAAAAGCCUUGGAGAAUUAAUGUGGAUUAGUAUUAAAAGCCAUGGGGACAAUAUCGCACAUUUAGAUGCAUGUACUGAUAAAAUGUAUACAUACGCGGAAUUGCAAGACAAAACCGUGAGAUGUGCCGUGUGGAUGCAAAAACAAGGAAUCAAAUCUGGCGACGUUAUCAGUGUGUGCACACAUAAUCAUCCUGAUUCCAUCGUACCCUGUCUUUCAGCGACUUAUGUCAACGCAAUUUUUAAUCCAUGGAAUGAGAACAUGGACUUGCCAACUGCGCUGCACGUUUUGCAACUGGCCGCGCCGAAGAUAAUUUUCUGCAACGAGAAAUCCGUGGAUAUCGUCUUAAGCGCUAUGAAAGCAAAGAAUUGCAAUCCCAAAGUGGUGGUUUUCGGUAAACAUGCUAGUGCAAUUUCGUUCUCCGACAUCCUGAAAGAUUGUACCGAUGCGGAAGCAGGAAAUUUCCGUUAUGCUGAGCUCAACAAUAUAAAACAGACAUCGUGCAUUUUGCACUCAUCGGGCACAACGGGGAUGCCGAAGGGCGUCGAACUUUCUAAUCACACUAUGAUACUUGUCAGCGAGGAUAGAAAUUUUGAUAUGUCCGAUCGAACAACUCUUUGGUUCUCUUCUCUUUAUUGGAUCAGCGGAGUAAUGUUUAAUUUGAAAGCAAUCGCGCAGGGAGCUAAAGUAAUACUUUAUCCGGAAUUCGACGAAGAAAUGACUUGCAAAUUGAUUGAGAAAUAUAAGGUAGCAGUUAUGUUCCUUAGCACAAGUAUGAUAAAUCGGUUUGUCAGAGCAGGUUUCGCAGAGAAAUAUUCAUUACCAUCUUUGCAAGCUAUACUAGGCGGUGGUGCGAUAAUUAAGCCAAAAGUGCAGGAAGAAUUGAGACGUACUUUACCGCAUGUCCAGAUAUUGCAAGGUUACGGAAUGACAGAACUCGGUGGUCUCAUAACAAUUCAAUUACCGCAUCAUAAGAACGGAUCUUGUGGGACAAUAACUAAAAAUGUGCAAAUGAAAGUUGUGGAUCCAGAAAGUGGAAAAGUACUUGGCCCGAAUGAGUCGGGAGAAAUAUGGGUAAAAUCUGCAAUCAUGAUGAAUGGUUAUUAUAGAAAUCCCGAAGCGACCAAAAGUACAAUCGAUGAAGAUGGAUGGCUACACUCGGGUGAUAUCGGUUACGUUGACGACGAUGGAGAAUUAUAUAUUAUUGACAGAAUAAAAGAGCUUAUAAAGUAUAGAGGAUAUCAAAUCUCACCGGGAGAAAUUGAGGGUGUCUUAUUGACACAUCCUGCAGUAAUGGAAGUUGCAGUGAUAUCGAUUCCUCAUGCAAUAGACGAUGAACAUCCUUUUGCUUAUGUCACCAAAAAACCUGGCGCCAAGGAAACGGAGCAAGAAUUAAUAGAUUUUGUGGCAAAAAAUAUGAUGGAUCACUAUAAACUUCGUGCUGGAGUGAUAUUUCUGGAUUCCUUUCCGUAUACGGGUUCGGGAAAAAUUGCGAGGAAAGAUUUGAAAGAAAUGGCUAAAAAAAAGUUUAAGUACUAGUUAGUCAAAUAUUUUUUACAACGUAAAAUUUAUAAAUAUAUAUGUAUUAUAUAGAUUUAUAAAUUUUGCUUAAAUAUACAAUCACAUACUUUCUCCGAAUAGUAUUAUAACUAUAGUAUUAUAAAUAUUAUGAACAAUGUAAGUUGCUACUUCUUUUUCUCUUUAUAAAAGAAUGAUCAGAUUGAUAAACAAUUUUCUUAGAAUUAGAAUGAAUCUAGUCUUAAAGAUAAGUUCUAAAUAAAAAAUAAUAGCAACAUACUUAUACUUUUAAUUGGACAAAUUUUAGUUGUAGAGAUGUAGUAUUAUUAUAGAUAAUAAAAACGUGUUUGACGAUGUUUGAUUAACGUUUUAAUUUUAGCAGAAUUACAUAACUAUAAUUUAUUUAGUGAAUAUUGCAUGUAGAGAAAAUUUGAAGAUUAUUUGAGAUCAUGAAAAAUUUUACAUUGUUAACAUUUGUUAAAAAUGGUUGUACAAUAAAACUACAAAUUGUUGAAUAAAACAGACCAGAAAAAUAUA